GUGAGGACGAAAUUUCCACACCCUCAUGCAAAUAAUCCACAGAGACCUCUGUCUGAACACAUGUGCAGGAGGCCUUCCUGGAGAAAGAGUGUGGCCGGGUCACUCCUGUUGGGGGAGAGGAAAGUUAGUGUCACAGGCACUGCUGAGGACAGAAAAGACCAGAGUGAUCACGCCUGUCAUAUGCAGAGCCAGGGACCUGCUUUUGCAUGAGAAUGGAAACCAAAGCAGUCUUACCUGCUUCCCCAGUGGGAGCUGACCCAUGAGAACCACUGGUGCAAUUAGCAGAAUGCCACCGCCUGAGACCUUCCCAUCCCCUCAGUUUCCCCUUAGCUGUAGCCCUGCACUCCCUGGCUGUCUCCUGCUCUUCGUGACUCUUAGGCUGUACCCUGUGACUCCACACACACGCAGCCUCUCUCUGCUGUCCAUGCAGCUCCAUAAAUGUCACCCUGGGAGCCCACAACAUCACGGAGCAAGAGAAGACCCAGCAGGUCAUCCCUGUGAAAAGAGCCAUGCGCCACCCAGCAUAUGAUUCUAAGAGAUUCUUCAAUGACAUCAUGCUGCUGCAGGUGAGGCAAAGUCCUGCUGAUCUCACUCUACUGGUCCCCUUGGCCCUCCCACUGUGACGCUGUCCCUUCUUCCCUCCUUUCCAUCCUGCUUCGCCUCAGAAGAGGGGAAAUAGCUCAGCGUCAGCAUGGCACCAGGCCCAGGAGGCCACUGGCUGACCUGGGCUUUCUUGCCUCUACCCCACCAGCUGGAGACAAAGGCCAGGCGGACUGCAGCCGUGCGGCCCCUCAAGCUGCCCAAGCGCAUGGGCUUGGUGAAGCCAGGAGAGGACUGCAGUGUGGCCGGCUGGGGCCGGACUGUCCUGGGGAACAAAAACCCAGACACGCUGCAGGAGGAGAUGCUCACCGUGCAGCAGGACAGGACGUGUGAAUCUCUCUUCCGCCGGAAUUACCGCAAGGCCACGGAGAUGUGUGUGGGGGACCCAAAGACAACAAAUACCAUUUUCAAGGGGGAUUCCGGUGGCCCCCUGGUGUGUAAGAAGGUGACCCAGGGCAUUAUGUCCCGUGGAAAAAUAAUUGGGACCCCUCCAGUAAUAUUCGUGAAGAUCUCACGUUUUCUGACCUGGAUAAGGAAAACAAUGAAGCGUAGCAGACAAAGGAAGGCACAAGACUGACGUCCUCUGAGCUGGACCAUCUUUUCUGGGGCAGAGGCGAGAAUCCCACAGAGGUGGGCAGUGGGAUCCCAGGAGUGCAAUAAAUGGA
This is a messenger RNA of Microcebus murinus (gray mouse lemur), 1265 nucleotides long. The record is from RefSeq and is a predicted model, not a curated record. Lineage: Eukaryota; Metazoa; Chordata; Mammalia; Primates; Cheirogaleidae.